Pseudocercospora fijiensis CIRAD86 is the source of this 2537-nucleotide messenger RNA. RefSeq lists its product as uncharacterized. Gene Ontology annotation, cellular component: nuclear chromosome; SWI/SNF complex; nucleus. The coding region runs from base 1 to 2472 and encodes 823 amino acids. The record is from RefSeq and is a predicted model, not a curated record. NCBI's taxonomy places the organism in Eukaryota, Fungi, Ascomycota, Dothideomycetes, Mycosphaerellales, Mycosphaerellaceae. The transcript has 4 exons. Gene Ontology annotation, molecular function: transcription coregulator activity. Gene Ontology annotation, biological process: chromatin remodeling; regulation of transcription by RNA polymerase II.
AUGGCCAAUGUGAAUAAUCCCCCGAGAUCAGAUCGCAUCGGCCUUAUACGUGUUUAUCGCGGCGCGUGGUGCACAACCAUGUCAACGAACGCCUGGCCGACCAGCGCGAGCGAGCCAGGCGCCGUUCAACCCGUCGACAGCGAUGCCGCGAGUUCAUCAAACCACCAGCAAGGAUCCAACACGGAAGGAAAGGAGUCCAUUCGGGAAGGCAAGAAGGCCGCGAGAGACACUGUCAACGCGAUGAACACCGACUCGCCCGGGCCGGCGCAGCAGAACGGCUCGAAUGGCUCAGCGCAAACAAAUGGAGCUCCCCGAUUGUCUAGGAAACGAUCACGAGAUGGCACACAAUUACCUGUUAGCCAGAAUAGCGGCAACAGCGAGGACACGAACGGACCUCAGCCGUCGCAUGAUGAGAUCCUGCUGCACAGAUACAUUCAACGCGACCUGCUGCAUGGCGCGGCGAUGAAUGAUCAGUCAGAGCGGUCGCGCGACCUGCUUCUGGCCAAGGAGAGAGAAAAGGAGUUCUACGUGACCGAGGUAGCUCAGCGCCGAAGAGCGGAUCCAGGCUCGAUAUACGGCUACGGGUUCGCGGGAUUUGGCAAUGGCACUACAAAUGCGAAGAGCCAGAUCGUGUAUAGCAACAACCGCGGACCACCGAAAGGCCGAAAGUCGCGAGAAUUGCACGUGAAUCGCAAGGACACGCAACAACAGGCGGAGCAGCAUGAAGAGCUUGUCCCUAUACGCUUGGAUAUUGAAUUGGAAAAACUGAGAUUGCGCGAUACUUUUACUUGGAAUCUGCACGAGAAGUGUAUAUCGCAAGAUCUAUUCACGGACUACCUGCUUGAAGAUUUGAAAGUGCCACCGGAGAAUCUACAAGAGGUCUCGAGACAGGUCAAGGCGGAAUUUCAGGAACAGUUGCAGAACUUCUAUCCUCACAUCAUAGUUGAAGAUGGAGCUUUAGAGCCCGGACGGCCUUAUCACGAUCACAAGGACGACGAGAUGCGGAUACAGAUCAAACUCAACAUCACAAUUGGACGAAUUACUCUUGUGGACCAGUUCGAGUGGGAUAUAAAUAAUCCACUCAACUCGCCUGAAGAAUUCGCGCGCCAAAUGGCAUCAGAGAACGCGCUUUCUGGAGAGUUUACCACAGCCAUUGCACACUCGAUAAGAGAGCAGAGUCAGCUUUACACGAAAGCUUUAUAUUUGACAAAUCAUCCUUUCGAUGGCAGGAUAAUCGAAGACCCAGAAGUCCGAGAUGGCUUUCUACCAGCACCCAUUCACAGCGCCUUCCGACCACCUCAGACCCAGAAAGACUUCACGCCAUACAUGUACGAGAUGAGCGAAGCUGAGCUUGAACGAACAGAAACUUCGAUGAUGCGUGAACACCGAGCACAGAAACGACAGCUAAACCGGCGUGGCGGUCCUGCCAUUCCAGAUCUCAGAGAAAAGCCGCGAACUGUACGAUCACUGCUCGUGCACUCGGUCCUACCUGGCGCCGUGGAGACUUUCGAGACUACUGGCAUCCUCAAGACGCGCAGAAGCGGCAGAGGAGGUCGUCGCGGAGGGCGUGUCACUGAUGGGGACAUUGACUCUGAUGACUUGGACAGCGAAGAGUCUGGCGCAGAGUCUCCGGCUCCGACAGCACUACCUACUGCAGGCACUGCACGAACCCGUGGAAUGCGUGGCGCAGCUGCAGCAGCCCAGAUCAACAUGCGUGCUGGCUACGGACGGUCGCAAACACCAGAUUCUCAAAUACUCAGCGCCUCGAUUCCGGAGCCGCGAAGCUCGGCGAGACCUAGUAGGCUUCGCGAGGAAGCGGAUGCCGACGACGAGAAGCUCAUUGUUAAGCUUCACAUCAGCCGUGCGAAGUACAAGAAAUGGUGGGAUGACUUCCAGGCAAAGAAGCGGGCGAAAGAAUUCCCUCUAUCUGGAUAUGCCUCCGGACCUGCAAAUCUUGCACCUGGAACUCCAGGUCCAGGAGCGACUUCGACGCCAUCGAUGACUCCAAGAUCUCUGCCACCACGAGGCACACCGCAACCGAAUGGGUCCCACUCUCGCGCACCUUCGUCGGUGCGACAGCAACCUAACGUGACAUACGAUUCUAAGGGAGCAGUAACUGUAGACCGCUGGCCUGCUCCUGAAUCAGAACCUCCCCCACCGCCUUGGCUCGAUUCCGCUUUAGCACAGCUUAGUGAAGCCCACCCAGACGGCGACUUCACACCUUUAAUGCGAUCAUAUGUCAUCAACGUCAAAACCGGCGAGCUCACUAAAGGCUCAUUCGCAGUCGGUGAUCCUGUUCCCGCUGGUCGAAAAUUCCAAUGGCUGCCUAGAAUCAAAUGCAACGACUGUCCUGGCAAACUUUAUACCGCAAUUCCAGACAAGGUCAUUGAUCACUUCGGUGUACAUUUGAAGAACAGGAAUCAUAUUGCGGCUGUAGAGGAUAGGCUCGCUGGGAGGCCGAGAAGAAGAUGAAGGAAAGCGCCAACUUGCGUUGACUCUAUAUCUGUACAAAUGAAAUAUCAAAUAUGAUGACCGUG